Messenger RNA from Cyclocybe aegerita, 1485 nucleotides. NCBI's taxonomy places the organism in Eukaryota, Fungi, Basidiomycota, Agaricomycetes, Agaricales, Hemipholiotaceae. The record is from the annotation of a GenBank genome assembly.
AUGCAGGUCGUCUCCUUCCGUACCCUGGCCGGCGUGGGCGUCAUUUUUCUCGUAGGGGUGUCGCUCUGCUUCAUCGUAUUGCCGGAGGCAUUUCGAGUCUUCCAGCUUUCACUGCAGAAGAGUGCGAUAAUGAAAGACCAGGAUGUUUCAGACAUUAUUACGCCUCUGGAUGAGCCUCAACCACUCAACAAGACUGCAUCUUCGUGUUCCCCCAAAUCAGAGGAACAGGCCAUUCUCCAAGAAUGGGAUUCGUCGCACUUUCUGCAAGGUCCUCCAACGAAGCAAUUCAGAGAGAAUCUUCGUGAUGAUACUUUUUACAUCACAGCUUGGUCAAAUUCAGGAUUCACAAACCAAUUCAUGGGCUAUGUCAACAUGAUCUACUUGGGGAUGAUUUCAGACCGUGUUCCUAUAAUUCCACCGUUCGGCCCACAUCACAUCUCAUAUGAUUCUGGAUCCCUUCGGUUCAGCCACGUAUUCAACCUCACACGAGCCAGGCGAGCUCUCAAACGCCCACUCCUUGAAUGGCACGAACUCAAAGAAGAGGAUUCCCCUACCUCGCUCUCAGAACCAUUACCAGAGGAUCGAGAACCCCUCGGCUGCUGGUCAGCCCGACACGAGGGUAAUCCCACCCCCAUUCGCGUUAAGUCGGUCAUAGAUCACCUCAAACUCGACACUUCAUACACCCGCGUACCGUCCAACACGCGCCAUUUUCCAGACGAGAAGACCACCGACUUCCUGGUCUUCAACCAACUCGUGCCCUAUGUAUUCCCGAGGCACCCUUGGCGCCCACCCUCUUCCUUCCCCCUGAUGGAAGCGUCGCCACUAGGCCAACGCCUACCUCCAGACGAGCAGCUGUCUUGCUUCGACUUUCUAUACUACGUCACAUCGAGUAGGGAGUUGUUCGAAUGGCAGUACUCGUGGUCGCCUGCAUGGCGGUUAGUUGCGACCCACUUACGGUUUACGGACGAGUUAGUGGAUCAAGCACAGAGUUAUCUUCGACGAGCGUUUCAGGUGACAGAUGGGACACCACCUUUUAUUGCGGUACAUAUGCGACGCGGUGACUUCGGGCAGCAGUGUCGGGAUGGUAGGACAUCGAAGGAGUGUUUCGUUCCGCUUGAGAAUUAUCGAAAAGCAGUGGAGUCCAUGCAACAGGAGUUGCGAGAAAAGAAGGGAAUGGAUGUGAAGGAUGUCGUCCUUAUGUCAGAUGAGCAAGACGGAAAAUUCUGGGAUGAAACCAAAAAGCUUGGCUGGGCGCGUCUCGACCACCAUAAAGAACAGACAGUGGAGAAGUACGGAGAAUGGUAUCCGCUGCUUCUGGACAAUAUUGCACAGAGCCUGGCUGCGGGUUUCGUGGGGACAGGUGACUCGACGUAUAGUCUUCUUAGCGCACGGCGGGUGGAAGACUGGAAUGACGGACCGACGUUCAUGGUACAAAGGUUCUUGGGUGCCCGUUCGUUAUAUUAUGAAGAUGAUGGGGAGCCAUAG